AGCAAGAGAAGGAAACGGACCCGCCAUUUUCCUGCAAGCCUCCGGUCCAUUUAAACCCAGCAGGGGGAGGCGAAAAAGAGGAGAGAGACACAGAGGGUGAGAGAGAGAGAGAGAGAGGUGGGGGGGAAGAGAGAGUGAGUGCGAGAGAGAGAGUGUGUGUGUGUGGUAAUAGGUUGAGGGAGUAAGAGAAACGAGGACCCUUAAGAAAAAAAGAAGCACUGUUUUUUUUUAUCUGCCUGCAGCCCGACGUCCAGUGAUCUUUGGCAUUUAUACUGGGGCUUCUUGGACCAAACAGUGGAUAUAACAAUAUUGUUUUUCCUACUGGUUUUUCUCCCGAGUACGGACGGUUUUUGUCUCUUUUUUUUUUUCUUUUCCUUUCUGUGUCAGGUGGUGGAACCGUGGAAGCCCCCGGAGGAUAUCCGAACAUACCGAUUCUCUUUAAAAUAUCGGGAAGAUCUAUCCUGUUUUUCAUUCCUUGUACAGAGAAGCGAAGAUGUCUGGGCAGAGCAUAACGGAUAGGAUAACUGCAGCUCAACACAGUGUUACCGGGUCUGCAGUCUCGAAAACUGUGUGCAAGGCGACCACGCACGAAAUCAUGGGACCGAAAAAGAAACAUUUAGAUUACCUGAUCCAGUGUACAAAUGAGAUGAACGUCAACAUCCCACAAUUGGCAGACACACUUUUUGAAAGGACUACAAACAGCAGCUGGGUGGUGGUCUUCAAAGCUCUAAUCACAACACACCACCUGAUGGUUUAUGGCAAUGAGCGAUUCAUCCAGUACCUGGCUUCAAGAAACACAUUAUUCAACCUGAGCAAUUUUUUGGACAAAAGUGGCUUGCAAGGGUAUGACAUGUCAACAUUUAUAAGGCGGUAUAGCCGCUACCUGAAUGAAAAGGCAGUUUCCUACAGACAAGUUGCUUUUGACUUCACAAAAGUUAAAAGAGGUGCUGAUGGAGUGAUGAGAACUAUGAACACAGAAAAGCUUUUGAAAACCAUACCCAUAAUCCAAAAUCAAAUGGAUGCACUCCUUGAUUUCAAUGUCAAUGCCAAUGAACUAACAAAUGGAGUCAUCAACGCGGCCUUCAUGCUUCUGUUCAAAGAUGCAAUCAGACUGUUUGCAGCUUACAACGAAGGAAUUAUCAACCUGCUCGAGAAGUACUUUGACAUGAAAAAAAACCAGUGCAAGGAGGGGCUCGACAUCUACAAGAAAUUCCUCACUCGAAUGACCAGGAUCUCGGAAUUCCUCAAAGUCGCCGAACAAGUUGGGAUUGACAGGGGAGACAUACCAGACCUGUCUCAGUUUACAGUAUGUGCCCCCAGCAGUCUCCUUGAUGCUUUGGAGCAACACUUGGCUUCCUUAGAGGGGAAGAAAGUCAAAGAUUCAACAGCAGCAAGCAGGGCCAGCACUCUCUCAAAUGCUGUCUCAUCACUUGCAAAUACUGGCAUAUCUUUCACCAAAGUGGACGAAAGGGAAAAACAAGCAGCUCUGGAGGAAGAGCAGGCUCGCUUAAAAGCAUUGAAGGAACAGCGGCUCAAGGAGCUGUCCAAGAAGCCUCCGUCCUCUGCUACCACCGCCGCGUCCCCAGUCUCCACCACCGGAGGGAGCAUCAGCACAGCGCCCGCCAUUGACCUCUUCUCCACACCUAGCUCCACGAACAGCACAUCAAAGGUGCCGAAUGAUUUGCUCGACUUGCAACCAACAUUUCAACCAUCAAUGCAUCCCAUCUCCACUGCACUGCCUACAGCUAACACAUGGGGAGAUCCUUUUACUUCUACUGAAGCUGUUGAUGACUCCAUUCCAAACUUAAACCCUUUCCUUACAAAACCUGUUGUCGAUGCUGUCCAUCUACCUGUUGUGUCUUCAGACGCUGUUAGUUUUUCUUCUAGGACACCCAGUCAUGAAAUGUUUGGUGAUCGUUUCAAUCCAUUUAUUGACUCAAGCUCUUCAGUUGCAACCAAUUAUGAACACACAUUUCGGAUAGAGCAGUUUAUCUCAGAUUCCUUCUGUGGUCCAUCUUACCCUAAUGCUCCCCUCUUCCACACUGAGCCCUCCACAGUAGCGGGUCUAUUUGGAGGGUUCACUGCGUCUCCAGCUUCUCAACCACAGACCUCAAGAGGCCUUAACGUUGACUUUGACUCUGUGUUUGGCAAUAAAUCAUCUUCUGCUAAUAACCUGGAUUCUGCUGAUGAUGUUUUAGGUGGUAUCCUGAAACCCACAGUGGCCAGCCCCAAUCAGGCUUUGCCUCCUACCAAGCAGCAGCCUGGAAAACUGGUGUCUGACGAUUUGGAUUCCUCCCUCGCCAACCUCGUAGGCAAUCUGGGGAUUGGAAACGGCACAACGAAAAACGACAUUCAUUGGAGUCAACCAGGAGAGAAAAAAUUGACAGGUGGAACCAACUGGCAACCAAAGAUUGCCCCUACUACAACAUGGAACCCUGCCACGAUGGCACCUUCCGUUAUGGCCUUUCCAGCGACGACGCCAACUGGAAUGAUGGCAUAUGGAAUGCCUCCACAGAUGGGAGUCAUGCCCAUGAUGACACAGCCAACCAUGAUGUAUACUCAGCCUGUCAUGAGGCCACCCAAUCCCUUUGGCCCCGUGCCUGGCACGCAGCUUUCUGCAGCUUCUAGUCCUUCCAGUCAAAGUCCUCUCAGAGCUCCAGGAAAGGACCCCUUUGCAGAGCUCUCUCUCAAGGAUUUCUUGUAGAACAUCUUUUAGAUGCAGUUCAUGUAAUCAAAAGGGAGUCCUUGCUUUCUGAAGAUGAGCACGAAGCAGCAAAGCUUUCUCCUUUAAGCAAAAUCCAUUUUGCUGUCUUUAUUCUUCAGUAAGAAUACCAACAUAAUAUGGACGAGUGAAGAAACAUAAAGGUUUAAUGAUUUGGAGAAAACCAUGUUUAAAGAGCGUCUCUGGUUUGACGCAACUUUUGUAAUUUGUCUAACAUUGUAACAGUUUAAGCUGCUGUUACGACCCAACCAUUGGGAUAACUCAUUCUUCAUGACAUCUGUAAAAAGGUAGAUGUGGGUGCUUGAAGGGAGGAAUUUAGGCUUUGCUGGUAUGUAUAAGAAAAUACUUGGGUGUAACAUACAGCUUCAUGUUUUCUUCAAGGGGGUGGGGGAUAUAAAUCAUUUAACACUUCAUCUGAUCAUCAUGCAGUACCUAAUUUAACUGUCACAAAUUAGAGAUCCUAACUACAGGUUAUACUAUGAUUUUGUUUUAUUUUUAUUUUUUUUAAUAACUAUUACAUUUGAGUAGACAUUCCUCGUGUAUUGUUUGUAUUUAUUUAUGAUUAUCCGUUAAAAACAAAAAUGUACUACAUCAAACACUUCCUUGUGAGUGAUUCAGGACUAUACAUGGGUAUGGUUGAUUGUAUAAUUGAGAGUGACUGAGUUUAAAAUAUUAAAAUAAUAAAACACCUGUAAAACUGACUGAUAGAGCACUAAGUAUUCUCUAAAACAGUUUUAUGUGUAGUACAAUUCUUCGUAGCUCAGAAUCUCACAACCCUACAUUUGUAAGGGACAUAGGGUGGAAUAUACAAUUUAUUAAUCCACAUAGUCAAUUCUGUGCCUAGGAUUUUGCAAGGGAACAUUUAUCUGACUAGCAAAGCACUACAUUUGUGAUUCAGCAGUAUUGCAUUGGGAAGGAUCUGUAUUGCUUUAUGCUUGGCAUGUCAUUAUUUUACAUUGACAAUUAUAUGGCUGCCUUUCCAAUCUGAAUGUGAAGAGUUGCCUUCAUGCUAUGACCAUCUUUCAAAUGACCAGAAAUUCAGGAAUUUCAACUUGUCAGUAGAUGUAGGAGAAGCGUACAGGUUUUUUCUGGUUAGCAUCAUUGAAAAGGAGGACAAAAUCAAUGAAAGUAAGUUUCUUUGUAAAUUUGUAGCAAAGAGAUCCAGUUGAACAGAGGUGGGGAGCACUGUUGAUCGGUGCUUUGUGUAUAUAAACAGAAUCUUACCAUUUGAGGAGCAUGAAGGAUAGUCUGCAGUAUGAAGGCAAUUCUGUUCAUUAAUUUAGCAUAUUUGCUGCAUUGUCCUUGCAGAUUCUAUUUUUGUUUAUAAAGAAAAUGUAUGUAAGCAGAAAUGGGUUGAUUUUCAAAUAAAGUGCAGCUUCCACAAAAAGUCCAGUCUUUUAAUUUUUCUGUUCAUGUCAGCUGGUUUUCUUGGGACAGCUGUUCAUACCUCUGCUCUACAUUGUCUGGUGUGUCUAAAGAGAUGCUUCAUUUGUAAUUUAAAGGUUUAGAAAAGUGGGUGCAAACAGAUUUUCGUUCAUAAAACAUUUUGAAAUGAUUGUGUUACGAAUGCAAAUCAUUUGUCAAACUUUUUCUCAUUACAUGUGGUAGAAGCUUCAU
Lepisosteus oculatus (spotted gar) is the source of this 4339-nucleotide messenger RNA. Lineage: Eukaryota; Metazoa; Chordata; Actinopteri; Semionotiformes; Lepisosteidae. The record is from RefSeq and is a predicted model, not a curated record.